Molecule: messenger RNA, 498 nt
Organism: Aspergillus heteromorphus CBS 117.55
Lineage: Eukaryota; Fungi; Ascomycota; Eurotiomycetes; Eurotiales; Aspergillaceae
Exons: 2
Coding region: 1-498 (165 amino acids)
Source: RefSeq, a predicted model, not a curated record
AUGGCCACCUCCACCUCCACCUCCAGCGCCACCUCCACAGCCGUAAUUGAGGGCUUCGCCAUUCGUCGCAACAACUCCUGUCUCAGCGACGAAGUCAGCUGCGGCUCGACCUGGGAGACCUGGCACGCGUGCUGUCCGAGCGGGUCUUACUGCCCCGGGUCGAAGAUCUCUAUCCCCAACAACGUCUGCUGUCCCAGCUGGACGGACUGCACGUCAGAAAUCGAGGAUCCCCCUGUCUGCGCAGACAACAGCUGGGGUCUGUACAACUAUACCGGGUAUUUCUGCUGUCCGAGCAGCGACGAUGGGUUUAUGGUUAAGGAUACGGUUUGGGUGGGCUGCUCGGCGCCGGACUCGCCGGGGAAUGCGAGUUACAGUGCCCUGAGGGAGAUUGUGACGGGUUACGAGUACCACAGGUUCAACGAUAUCAACGUCGACCGCCACAUCGGGCGCUUCAAGUAUAACAUCCGCGCCAACUGCCACGAGCUCGAGUUCUGGUAG